Molecule: messenger RNA, 2727 nt
Organism: Vitrella brassicaformis
Lineage: Eukaryota; Vitrellaceae
Source: the annotation of a GenBank genome assembly
UCUGAAUUGAUAGGCUGGACGUGCCUCUGCAGCGUGUCCCAGCACCUGGCAGGGUCACUCGUACGGCCGCACCCACCCACGCUGCGCCACCCGAGCCAUGCUGCGCGACCUGGCCCGUUCAUCGCUGGGCGGCCUUCGUGCAGCCAUACGGCCAAUGGCAUCAGCAGCAGCACUCACGCCUUUCGCCCCGGCAGGACUCGCCGGCGCGGCACGCACACUGACAAUGGGCGUGCCCAAGGAAAGUAAGCAACCACACGAACGAAAUGCACACACACAGCGUACGAGCCCAUUGCCCAUCUCUGCCCGGCCCUCUGUGUGUGAUUAUGUGUGUGGUUAUGCAUUAGUAAAGAAGAACGAGAACCGCGUGGGCAUGACGCCUGCGAAGGUGUCGGAGCUGACGCGCCGAGGCCACAAGGUGCUGGUGGAGUCGAAUGCUGGGGCGGGGUCAGGCUUCGAGGAUGAGGACUUCGCCGCCAUGGGGGCGACCAUCGUCCCGACGUGCGUGGACGUGUACCAACAGGCUGACAUGAUUGUCAAGGUCAGUCAGUCAGUCCAUCAGGGCACACAAAACGAGAGAGAGAAGUGGAUGGGAUCUGUGUGUUGGUGCCUGCAGGUGAAGGAGCCUUUGGCGCCCGAGUACACCCUCAUCCGUGAGGGCCAGGUGGUCUUCACCUACUUCCACUUCGCGUCAUCCAAGGAGCUCACCGAGGCCAUGAUCCAAAACAAAUCGGUCCGUCAGGCUCGCCUUCUCACAAACAGCCCAGCCCUCUCUCCAUCUCUUCCUGCCUCCUUGCCUCCUUGCGACACGCAGAUAUGCAUAUCAUAUGAGACGGUGGCCAAGUCGGACGGUUCGCUGCCUUUGCUCAUCCCCAUGUCCGAGAUCGCCGGCCGCAUGAGUGUGCAGCAGGGCGCCAAGUACCUCGAGGCGCCAAUGGGCGGCCGCGGCGUGCUGCUGGGGGGCGUUCCGGGCGUGCGAAGGUAAGAUCAUCCAGCGCCAUACCAUACACACAUGUCUGUAUGUCUGCAUUUACGAUUGAUUGCCGUGUGUGUAUGGUAUUGUACACACACACAGAGGUUUUGUGCUGGUGCUUGGAGGCGGCAUAGUGGGCACGCACGCGGCCAAGCUGGCGGCAGGGUUGGGUGCGGAGGUGACUAUCAUGGACCUGAACCUGCAGCGGCUGCGGUACCUCAACGACAUCAUGCCGGCCAAUGUGGAGACGAGGUACAGCAACGAGAGCACCAUCCGGGACCUCCUGAGACUCGCUGACCUCGUUAUUGGCGCGGUGCUCAUCCCUGGUAUGUCUGUCAAUCAGCCAGAUGACGGAUGGUUGGUGCACAGGCGUGGUGUCCUCAUGUGUGUGUGGAUGUGUGUGUGUCGUGGAUGUGUGGGUGUAGGUGCGCGUGCUCCCAAGUUGGUGACCCGGGAAAUGCUGUCGAUCAUGCGGCCGGGGAGUGUCGUCAUCGAUGUGGCCGUCGACCAGGUAGGUAGACGACCACACACAUGCACACCUGCAGGCAGGGAGACACACUGGAUGUGCGAUACGCCCCAGGGUGGGUGCAUCGAGACGUGCAAGGCCACCACCCACGACGAGCCGACGUAUGUGGUGGACAACGUGCUGCACUACUGCGUGGCCAACAUGCCCGGCGCCGUCCCCUACACAUCCACCAUCGCACUCACAAACGCCACACUCCCGUAAGCAAGCACCCGUAGACCCACGUGUGUGUCUGAACCUUCCUUUCCAUCUCUCUCUCUCUCUCUCUGUGUGUGUGUGUGUGCGUGUGUGAUGGGUGGUUUGAUCGCUCAGGUACACGAUAGCGUUAGCCGAGAAGGGGUGGCGGCGCGCGUGUGCGGACAAUGCCGAGCUCAAGGGCGGGCUCAACAUCAUCGAAGUGAGUGAGGCAGGCAGAUGACCAGCCUCAUAUGCACACGGCACGGGUAAGCUCUUUGUGACAUGUGUCUGUGUGGAUGUGCAGGGCAAGGUGGUGCACGAGGGCGUGGCGUCGGCAUUUGACCUCCCGUACGAACCGGUGGAGAACUUCAUCGCAUCACAUAGACACUAAGCGAGCGAGGGAGGGGCGGAGAGAGAGACAGGUAGAGGUAUAGCCGUAGGUGUGUGUGUGCAUGUUUUUUCCAUCUUGGUGCACAGGGUGUGCGCCACGACACCAACCAAACCAGCUUUUGCCUUAGUGCUUACACGAUCCACUCAAACAGAUGGGGAGGGAGAGGGAGAGAGAGAGAGAGGUGUCACUGCCGUGCAUGCGUCGUGCGUGUGUAUCGCUCCAUUCCAUGUGGUGGGCAUGGCAUUUAUGCGUAUGUGUGUAUCUGCCUGCCUGCCUUGUGUUGUGUGUUGUGUGGCAAUUUUGAGAAUGAAUGAUGUCUCUGUGUGUGUGUGGAUGCGUUCCUGUCUGUCGUUGUUGGCUGCGUGCAUGGCUGGCUGGCCUUUUUGACCGACCACACGGCCACCGCACCGCCAGCAAGCAAGCAUGAGUGUCUGUGUGUGUACAGAGAGGGGCAGCGAUCGAUCGUCUUUCUUCGAUAAGGGCGUGUGGGGUGGGUCGGUGUACAGGUGGGCUCGCAUAGCGAAGCACAGCCCGUGUGUGUGUGUCUGCGUGUGUGUGUGUCUGUGUGUGUGGUGAGUGAGGUGAGUGUCGUCAGUCUAUUUUUGGCGUGCAGGUCGGUGCAUUCUGUCUGUCUGUGUGCACAUGCUCCCUCUGCAUGUCCCUCCC